AUGCACGGAGCAGCCCGCGCUCCGGCCACCAGCGUGAGUGCGGACUGCUGCAUUCCGGCCGGCCUGCGCCUGGGGCCGGUGCCCGGAACCUUCAAGCUGGGCAAGUACCUGUCAGACCGCAGGGAACCAGGGCCCAGGAAAAAGGUGCGCAUGGUGAGAGGGGAGCUGGUGGACGAGUCGGGGGGCUCUCCUCUGGAAUGGAUAGGGUUAAUCCGGGCAGCCAGGAACCCCCAGGAACAGACUCUGGAAGCUAUUGCAGACUUACCAGGAGGACAGAUUUUCUACAGAGCGCUUCGAGAUGUCCAGCCAGGGGAGGAGCUGACGGUGUGGUAUUCCAACUCUCUAGCUCAGUGGUUUGACAUCCCCACGACUGCAACUCCAACACACGACGAGAAAGGGGAGGAGCGCUACAUUUGCUGGUACUGCUGGAGGACGUUUAGAUACCCCAACAGCCUUAAGGCCCACCUACGUUUCCACUGCGUGCUCAGCAGCGGCGGGAGCCGAGCCUACCUGCACCACGAGCACGCGGCUCGCCAAGGCGCUGCCCCGGCCGCGGAUGGCCUUCACUUCUCUCCAAAACCCCCGGCGCCUGACUUUGCCGCGGCCGCCCCCGCUGGCCCUCUGCGGUCCCACCCGCAGGCCCCGCCGCCCCUCCAGGCCUGCGGAGCGCGGGAGAGCAUUAAGCGGGAGGUCUCUUCUGCGCCCUCCGCCCCUUCACCGCCCCUGGCCAAGUGGGGUCAGUCCAAGAAGGGCAAGGAGCAGCCGGACCGCGCCCUAGACAUGAGCGGGGCCUCCCGGGGACACGGCCACUUCCUUGGCAUCGUGGGCGGCUCCCCAGCGGGGGGCGGCGGCCUGGCCUUCUACCCCGGAGUGCGCUCCGCUUUUAAGCCUGCGGGCUUGGCCAGGGCGGCGGCGGCGGCGGCUGCACUCGGCGACCCCUACCGGGAAGAGGGUGGCGGCAAACCGGGGUCCGGCCUGGCCUUAGGCAGGCUGCUGGGCGGGGGCCGUGCGGGCGGGCGCCCCGGAAGCGGAGAGAACCCCGCGGCGGGCAGCACGGGCCACCACCAUCACCACCACGCGCACCACCACCAUCAUCACUCUAAGUGCCUUCUCGCGGGGGAACCGCCCCCGCCGCCUGCGCCUGGCCUACCCUGCUCCGGGGGCCUGCGCGGCUUCCCUCUGCUCCCUGGCCCCCCGGAAGAGGCGUCAGCCUUCAAGCAUGUGGAGCGCGCCCAGCCCGCCGCGGCCGCGCUGCCGGGAGCGCGUUUCGCCCAGCUGCCCUCUGCGACCGGGCUGCCCGUCGAGCGCUGCGCGCUGCCGGCCCUCGACGCGGGCGGGCUCAAAGCCUACCCCGGUGGCGAGUGCAGCCACCUGCCUGCCGUCAUGCCCGCUUUUACCGUCUACAACGGAGAGCUACUCUACGGCUCGCCGGCCGCCGCCGCUUAUUACCCGCUCAAACUGCACUUCGGCGGGCUGCUCAAGUAUCCAGAGUCCAUCUCCUACUUCAGCGGGCCUGCGGCGGCGGCGGCGGCCGCAGCCGCUCUAAGCCCUGCGGAGCUGGGCUCCUUGGCGAGCAUCGACCGAGAGAUCGCCAUGCACACGCAGCAGCUGUCGGGGAUGGCGGCCGGAAAGAGCCGCGGCCGCCUGGACUCGGGGACGCUGCCACCGGCCGUCGUGGCGACGGGUGGCCCUGGGGGUGGCGGCAGUGGAGGUGGCGGCGCCGGCAAGCCCAAGACCGGCCACCUGUGUCUUUACUGCGGCAAGCUGUACUCGCGCAAAUACGGGCUCAAGAUUCACAUGCGGACGCACACGGGCUACAAGCCGCUCAAGUGCAAAGUGUGCCUGCGGCCCUUCGGCGACCCCAGCAAUCUGAACAAGCACAUCCGGCUGCACGCCGAGGGCAACACCCCCUACCGCUGCGAGUUCUGCGGCAAGGUGCUGGUGCGCCGCCGGGACCUGGAGCGCCACGUCAAGUCCCGCCACCCCGGACAAAACCUGCUCGCUAAGGCGGGCGAGGGCCCAGGCGCAGAGCCUGACUACCUCCCGGAGCCCGGGGAGCCCAAGAGCGACAACGACAGCGAUGUGGACGUCUGCUUCACGGACGACCAGAGUGACCCCGAAGCUGGAGGCGGCGGCGAGCGCAACUCUCCGAACGCUCUCAUUGGCUCAUCCCUUGGAGCCCAGGGAUGCUAUUGGUCGCAGGCUGGCGUCGCGCGAAGGUUUGGGCAGGUGCGGCCUCCCAGGAAGCCGGACCCACUGGCCGUGUGGCAGCUUGAGUGGGUGCCGCGGCGUCAGGGAGUGAGUGUGGCGCUCCUGCAGCUCACGGCUUCGCUUUCCCUGGGAACAGGGGUGUUUGGGUUCUGGGUUGGGGCAGACGUGUGGGAGUCUCGCCACGUUCAGGUGUAG
Lutra lutra (Eurasian river otter) is the source of this 2406-nucleotide messenger RNA. It is a transcript of the gene PRDM13, whose product is annotated as PR/SET domain 13. Bases 1 to 2406 code for a protein of 801 amino acids. Gene Ontology annotation, molecular function: protein binding. The record is from RefSeq and is a predicted model, not a curated record. NCBI's taxonomy places the organism in Eukaryota, Metazoa, Chordata, Mammalia, Carnivora, Mustelidae. The transcript has 5 exons. Gene Ontology annotation, cellular component: nucleus.